AAAUAGGUUUUUGCUCACCAUUCUCCUUAUAAAAAUCCUCUGUUUCGGAGCUAUACCUAUCCGAGAAAGGGGCCACAGCAAAGAAACCUCUUCGUUAUUCCAGUGCCACCCAAAGCUAGAAUCAGCCCUUCUAGGAAUGGUUUCUCAGUUCUCUUCUCGGAAUCCCUUGCUCAAAAAGCCAGAAAGAUCCAAACAAUUUUUUCCCUUUCAAUCGCCGCCCCCAAAACAGAAAAACCUUCUCUUCCUUUUUUAGAUCAGAACCCCAUACCAGGAGGAAGAAAGCCGAGCGUAAGGAAAAAGGGAAGGCCAAGGGUAAGGAAAGAGACUGAGAGAAGACCCCCCUUUUUUUUUGGCUGCCGAACUCUUCCCCUCCCCAAAACCAGAUCUGCUUCGUCUUUUUUUUUUUUUUUUUUUGGUGAUUGGUGAGGGUGAUGGUGCCGAGAGUGAUCGGAGGAAAAAAGAAAAAAAGAAAGAUGGUUGCUGGUGAUUUUAAAGACGGGAAGAUUCUGCACAGGGAAGAAAGAGAGGCCGAGGGUCGGCGUGAAAGAGAAGGUGAGAAUGAAGAAGAUUCACGGCUGCUGUGAGAUGGAGACGAUGAUCUGCGGCAGUGGAACGAUGUGGAUGAAGUGGCUGGCAACCGGUGACAAUGAAUGGUGGUGAUGGUGACGACGAUGAUGAUGGAAAAGCGGGGGAAUGAAAGGAAGUGGAGAGGAGAAGAACACUGGUUUUUUUAUUCUGCUGCCGAAUUCCCCUCUCCAACCCAGAUCUCUGCUUGUGUGGCUAGGGUUUCCAGGUGAAGGAUCGAGAGAGAGGAGAGGGAAGGAGAGAAUUCUUUUUUUUUUUUUUUUUCUCUCUGCCUGCACUGUUUUUCUGUCCAUUUAAAACCUAGGGUUUUUAUCCUUUUGUUAGUUUCAGGCCAAAAUGUGGGCUUCUUAUGAAAUUGGGCUAAUAUUUAGUUUUUAUGGGCCUAAAGCAUGAGUUGGGAUUAAGCUUAAUAUGCAAUCUGGCCCUAAAUAGAAAAUGCUACCCUUU
Molecule: messenger RNA, 1032 nt
Organism: Rubroshorea leprosula
Lineage: Eukaryota; Viridiplantae; Streptophyta; Magnoliopsida; Malvales; Dipterocarpaceae
Source: the annotation of a GenBank genome assembly